ACAUCAUAAGUAGAACUAACAUCUCCGAAUAGUGCAAAUUUAGGAAGGUUGUUUUCUCUUAAGGCUGCUUUCAUACAAUCCUAAAAGCUUUAAUCAAUCGCCGGAGAACAAUUGCAAAUAGUACGGUUAUCGUUACCAAUAAUUAAGCUCAAAGUUGAAACCUAGCCUGUCUGUAUCAUAUUUGACUAAAAAAGGAUGCCAAAUUGCUCAGUUCCGCAACGAUACCCCCCCAUUAUAUGUGUAAUAUUCGCACAGCCCAUUCCCCCCUUUUAUUUGAAUCCCGGAAAAUUUUCAAGGUCGCGACCCAGCCCUAGCUACAAUUUAGCAACUAAACCGGCAACCGGCCAUCUGAAUACUGCAACAUAGUCAUAUCUCUCACCAGAACGCGUGUAUACAGCAGCUUUGAAACAGUGCCGCCGUCCGCCACUUACGUCGUAAUUCGAUCGAAUUAGACGAGCUUUUUGAUUUAAUUCACUUAACAUAUUGCCCCCCGCUUCCAUAUGGCUGGUACGGUGCAGCCCUGGGAUUACCCAGCCGUGGAUUCAACGUUGGCUUAGUUUCUACAAAAUGAUUGUCGAAUACCCGCGGGAGCAGCUGGACUCAUCCCACACUGGUCACAAUCCGAACAGAGUGCAGUCGUGAGUGGGUGUGAUAUAAUAGCGUGCGGUCUUGAGUCCGGAACCUGGCAAAACAUCCGAAUGGACAUCAAAUCCUGGUUUUGGUUUGUGUCGUGUCCUUCGUGUAACCGUUGCUCCCCAGCAGGAUGGAGAUAUCGGUGGAAGAAUCGGAAUUUUGUGAGGAGACCAAUUUCGACUCUCCAUGUCCUAGUCCGAUGGAGGAGAAAACGUUCAACAUGGAUUUCCUAACCAUCAACGGUCACUUCACGCCUAAAUCUGCGUAUUCAUCUGCGUGUUCAACGCGUAGCGUUAGUUUGGCCAACAGUCCGGUUCCUCCGGAUGAUGGCGAAGAUGAAGGCAACUAUGCUACGAUCAAUGUUCUUCAACCGAAACACAUUUUCCCAGCUACGGGCCGAACUACUCCAGUUUUCACCUGGAAUCCUCUGCCCACGGCCAACGGUAUCGUGUACGCGAAAAACAAAGACAGUGAAGUGAAGUUUUCCAGGUUCGAGGAUGAUUCAUCGGAUUCGGAAAGUACGCACCUCAGUGAUGCCGAAGAAAAAACUGACCAGAACAAACCCAAGGACUGCUACCCGAACUGUGAUGUCAAUGUGUGGUUACGAUCCUGUGAGCAGGAGAUUGUCGAACCCAUCGAGGGAAAAGUGAGGGGCGUGGUGCCGGAAUGGUUGACCGGGAGCUUACUGCGGAACGGACCAGGGAGUUUGAAGGUGGGAGAGAUGACGUUCAACCAUCUGUUCGACAGUUCAGCUCUGCUGCACCGGUUCAACAUCGAGGACGGGAAAGUGACAUACCAGUGUCGGUUUCUGAAGUCGGAUGCCUACAAGAAGAACCGAGCCGCGCAACGGAUUGUGGUUACGGAGUUCGGGACUAGUGCUGUACCGGAUCCCUGCCACACGAUAUUUGACAAAAUCGCUGCCAUCUUCCGCAAACCAGGAGAAAACAACUCCGACAACGCGAUGAUAUCGAUCUACCCCUUUGGCGAUGAGUACUUUGCCUUCACCGAGAGUCCAAUCAUCCACCGGAUCGACCCGCAAACGCUGGGCACCGAAGCGAAGCUGAACGUAUCCGACUACGUUGGAAUAGUUAACCACACGUCACAUCCACACGUCAUGUCCGAUGGUACCGUGUACAACCUGGGCUGCUCCGUUACCAAGACGGGACCGGCCUACACUAUCAUCUGCUUCCCCCAUGGUGAGAAUAUGUUCGAAAACGCCCGGAUUGUGGCGUCCGUGCCGGCCCGCUGGAAGUUCCACCCCGGAUAUAUGCACACUUUUGGGAUAACGGAGAAUUUCUUCAUCGUGGUGGAACAACCGCUGAGUGUUUCCGUUCCGUCGAUGUUGGUCAGUCAAAUCCGGAACGAACCAAUGGCUUCGUCGUUGAAAUGGUUCGAGAAUCAGCAGACUUACAUCUACCUACUGGACAGGGAUACCGGAGAGCUGAGGCAUACGUUUCAGGCGGAGUCAUUCUUUUACCUUCACAUCAUCAACCAAUACGAGAAAGACGGACAUGUUGUUCUGGAUAUCUGUUGCUAUAAGGACCCCGCCAUGCUCAACUGUAUGUAUAUCGACACGAUGAAGAGCAUGCAACAGAAUCCAGACUACGCCAAGAUGUUUAGAGGUCGUCCGCUACGGUUUGUGCUUCCUUUGAACUACAAGGAUCGGAUGCGAAGUUCUACCACAAGUAUUUUCUCCGUGAGUCGACCCUGGAGCUGUUUGAUCAAAAAACUGAGUGCGGAUGACGAUGAGAAGAAGAUAGACGAAGACCGUGGAGAUGUUACCCUGAAGAACUUAGUCACACUGGAAAACACCAAAGCGACAGCAUACGUUAUGCCCGAUGAAAGCAUAUUCUGCAAACCGGAGUUGCUCUGCGACUUAGGAUGUGAAACUCCAAGGAUCCACUAUGAGGAAAACUUGGGCCGAGAUUACCAGUACUUCUAUGCAAUCAGUUCGGACGUUGAUGCUAGCAAUCCGGGCACGCUGAUCAAGGUGGACGUCGUGAACAAGACCAAGCUUACCUGGUGUGAGGAGAACGUAUAUCCGAGCGAGCCAAUCUUUGUGCCAAGCCCAUCUCCACAGACGGAGGACGAUGGCGUAGUCCUAGCGGCUAUGGUUUGGGGUCGCGAAGAGGAGAACCGAGUCGGACUGCUGAUACUGGACGCCAGGACGUUCACCGAGAUUGCCCGGAGUGAGUUCAUCACGCCCGGUCCGGUGCCCAAGUGCCUGCACGGAUGGUUCCAAUCGUCAUCGAAGCGAGCUGAGCAAUAACCCUGCUCCCAUAAAUCAAUCAAUUGCUACUGCUUGCCCUGCCAAUAUAGUGGGUGUCCUUUGAUUUGAUGUCCGAUGUGUAGACAAAUGUGCUCAAUUAUGCAUGCACGCGGAAUAAAGUCCAUUAUCACCUGGCAUGAUGGGCACAUUUGAUAUUCGUGUAUUGAUGUUAGACGCCGUGGUCACAAAUAAAGUUGAUGUUUUACUAA
Aedes aegypti (yellow fever mosquito) is the source of this 3111-nucleotide messenger RNA. It is a transcript of the gene ninaB, whose product is annotated as carotenoid isomerooxygenase. Bases 764 to 2902 code for a protein of 712 amino acids. Gene Ontology annotation, biological process: retinal metabolic process; carotene catabolic process. The transcript has 4 exons. The record is from RefSeq and is a predicted model, not a curated record. NCBI's taxonomy places the organism in Eukaryota, Metazoa, Arthropoda, Insecta, Diptera, Culicidae. Gene Ontology annotation, molecular function: beta-carotene 15,15'-dioxygenase activity; carotenoid dioxygenase activity.